This is a messenger RNA of Echinococcus granulosus, 1296 nucleotides long. RefSeq names its product Histone-binding protein RBBP4. The record is from RefSeq and is a predicted model, not a curated record. Gene Ontology annotation, cellular component: nucleus; ESC/E(Z) complex; NuRD complex. The transcript is spliced from 7 exons. Lineage: Eukaryota; Metazoa; Platyhelminthes; Cestoda; Cyclophyllidea; Taeniidae. Gene Ontology annotation, biological process: regulation of gene expression. Bases 1 to 1296 code for a protein of 431 amino acids. Gene Ontology annotation, molecular function: histone binding.
AUGCCUGAAGUUGAAGGUUUAGAGGACUGCGUGGAGGAGCGCGUUAUUAAUGAGGAGUACAAAAUUUGGAAGAAAAAUACCCCCUUUCUUUACGACUUGGUGAUGACACAUGCCCUGGAAUGGCCCAGUUUAACUGCUCAAUGGCUUCCUGAAAUUACUCGUCCUGAGGGCAAGGACUACUCUAUUCAUCGUCUCAUUUUGGGUACCCACACGUCGGACGAACAGAACCAUCUUCUCAUCGCCAGUGUUCAGUUGCCCAAUGAUAACACCCAAUUCGAUCCUAGCAACUACGAUCCGGAACGUGGGGAAUUUGGUGGAUUCGGUGCUGUGACGGGCAAGAUUGAGAUUAAUAUCAAGAUCAAUCACGAGGGUGAGGUAAACAGAGCGCGUUACAUGCCGCAGAAUCCCUGCGUCAUCGCCACAAAAACGCCAAGCGCGGAUGUGUUAGUCUUCGAUUACACCAAGCACCCAAGCAAGCCUGAUCCCUCGGGUGUUUGUGAGCCCGAGUUAAGGCUGAGGGGACACCAGAAGGAGGGUUAUGGAUUGUCUUGGAAUCCCAAUCUGAACGGCUACCUCUUAUCAGCCUCUGAUGAUUAUACGGUGUGCAUGUGGGACAUUAACGCGACGCCCAAGGAGGGUCGCAUAAUCGAUGCACAUACCAUGUUCACGGGCCACACAAGUGUGGUGGAGGACGUGGCUUGGCACCCCCUUCACGAGUCUGUCUUCGGCUCAGUGGCAGAUGACAAACGCCUCAUGAUUUGGGAUACGCGUAGCUGUGGCAGCACCUCUGCUGGCGCGGGAACCACCGCUACGGCGAGCAAGCCAAGUCACUGUGUGGAGGCGCAUGCUGCUGAAGUGAACUGCCUCUCGUUCAAUCCCUUCUCCGAGUUCAUCCUCGCUACUGGCAGCGCGGAUCGCACCGUUGCUCUGUGGGACCUCCGGUCGCUGCACAUGAAGCUGCAUUCAUUCGAGUCGCACAAAGAUGAGAUCUUUCAGGUACAAUGGUCACCGCACCACGAGACCAUUCUAGCCUCCUCCGGCACUGACCGUCGGCUGCACGUAUGGGACCUCAGCAAGAUUGGAGAGGAGCAGACACCAGAGGAAGCCGAAGAUGGACCCCCCGAACUUCUUUUUAUCCACGGCGGACACACUGCCAAGAUUUCCGACUUCUCAUGGAAUCCUUGCGUACCUUGGGUCGUCUGCUCCGUCAGCGAGGACAACAUCCUACAAGUCUGGCAAAUGGCGGAGAAUAUUUAUAACGAGGAUGAGCCGCCGCUGGCGAUCGAACCAGAGUAG